Spinacia oleracea (spinach) is the source of this 1961-nucleotide messenger RNA. RefSeq names its product tubulin alpha-2 chain. Lineage: Eukaryota; Viridiplantae; Streptophyta; Magnoliopsida; Caryophyllales; Amaranthaceae. Gene Ontology annotation, molecular function: structural constituent of cytoskeleton; GTP binding. Gene Ontology annotation, biological process: microtubule-based process. The record is from RefSeq and is a predicted model, not a curated record. Gene Ontology annotation, cellular component: microtubule. The transcript has 4 exons. The coding region runs from base 210 to 1562 and encodes 450 amino acids.
AAAAUCCCCAGUUUUAUCGAACUGUUUUCCCCUUUAAAGUAACGCCAACGGCUACAAAUCUACCAUAAAAGUAUAAAACCCAUCAUUUUCACUCCCCGAAAUAAUUCUUAAAAUUUAAAAUCACUAUCCCAACCCUAAAAAGCUCCUUUGUCUUUCUCUCUCCUCCUGUUCUUCUUUUUUCUCUCUCCUAAACUUGCGAAAUCCCGAAAAUGAGAGAGUGCAUUUCGAUCCACAUUGGUCAAGCCGGGAUUCAAGUCGGUAACAAUUGCUGGGAACUCUACUGUCUUGAGCAUGGGAUCCAGCCGGAUGGGCAAAUGCCGAGUGAGAAGACGGGAGCAGGAGGUGAUGAUGCAUUCAAUACGUUCUUCAGCGAUACUGGGGCUGGGAAGUACGUUCCUCGAGCGAUUUUCGUCGAUCUAGAACCGACAGUCAUCGACGAGGUUCGAACUGGGGCGUAUCGUCAGCUUUUCCACCCACAGCAGCUUAUUAGUGGCAAAGAAGAUGCUGCUAACAACUUUGCCCGAGGACACUACACUGUUGGAAAAGAGAUUGUGGACUUGUGCUUAGACCGCAUCAGGAAGCUCGCUGAUAACUGCACCGGUCUUCAAGGCUUUCUAGUUUUCCAUGCUGUUGGCGGUGGUACUGGUUCUGGUCUUGGUUCUCUACUCUUGGAGAGGCUAUCAGUUGACUAUGGAAAGAAAUCAAAAUUAGGCUUCACAAUAUACCCGUCUCCUCAAGUUUCUACCUCUGUUGUUGAGCCAUACAACAGUGUGUUGUCCACUCACUCCCUUCUAGAGCAUACUGAUGUUUCCAUUCUUCUUGAUAACGAGGCAAUCUAUGAUAUCUGCCGCAAGUCACUUGAUAUUGAGAGGCCUAGCUAUACCAAUCUGAACAGACUGAUUUCACAGGUUAUUUCUUCAUUGACAACCUCACUUCGGUUUGAUGGUGCACUGAAUGUGGAUGUGAACGAGUUCCAGACUAACUUGGUCCCCUACCCUCGCAUUCAUUUCAUGCUUUCUUCAUAUGCUCCAGUUAUAUCUGCUGAGAAGGCCUUCCACGAGCAACUAUCAGUAGCAGAGAUCACGAACAGCGCGUUUGAGCCGAGUGCUAUGAUGGUAAAAUGUGAUCCCCGACACGGGAAGUACAUGGCUUGCUGUUUGAUGUACAGGGGAGACGUGGUCCCUAAGGAUGUGAACGCUGCUGUUUCCACAAUCAAGACAAAGAGAACCAUUCAGUUCGUGGACUGGUGUCCUACGGGUUUCAAGUGCGGUAUCAACUACCAGGCCCCAACUGUGGUGCCCGGAGGUGACUUGGCCAAGGUUAAGAGGGCAGUGAGUAUGAUCUCUAACUCAACCAGUGUUGCUGAAGUGUUCUCGAGAAUCGAUCACAAGUUUGAUCUUAUGUACGCCAAGCGAGCCUUUGUUCAUUGGUACGUUGGUGAGGGAAUGGAGGAAGGAGAAUUCUCCGAGGCAAGAGAGGAUUUGGCAGCAUUGGAGAAGGAUUAUGAAGAAGUUGGGGCUGAAGGUGUUGAUGACGAGGAGGAUGAUGGUGACGAGUAUUAAGAGUACUACUACUAUGAUACUAUCUAGGUUGGCUGUUUUAAAGUAAUGCACAUUAGUAUUGAGUUUUUGAGUAACUAAAACUAGGGUGUGUGUGUAUCUGAGGAUUUCCAAUGGGCUCAUUGGGAAUUGACUGCAUGGGAAGGCGUUGUGCGGAUUGUGUUUCAGUAGAAAACACAGUGGAUAUAUUUUCUUUGAUUUUUAUCGUGGUUGCUUUCAUCUCUUAUAACAAUGUUUGUCCCCGCCCUGCGGAUUUAGCGACUAUUUGUGCAUUUUAUAUUGUUUCAUUUGUUGUGUGAAGUUCUACUUGUCGAGACAAUUUAAGUCAAUGGUCCUUCUAUUUCCGAAUGAUUGUAAGUAACAUUGAACUCCAGUUCUUUUAUUAUUCGUUUCUUGGUAACA